UUUGGAGACCGAACUUUCUGAAGUGUGCGUUACUGUUAUGGAAAGUGUCGUAGCUUCAGUUUAUAAUUCCUGGCGUGAUGUUGCAUUUGGUGACUUACAAAAAACCUUGGAGUCAGUGGCAAGUGAACUGACAUCCAAUCAUGAGAAAAACGAUAUUUCAAGGACUAAUUUAGUAAAUCAGACUAAAGAGUUCCGAAAAUCUGCCUCCGAGGAUGUACGUAAAUAUUGUUCGACAGUUAUCAAGUGUUAUCAAUCGGAAUUCGAUGCACUUCAGAAUAGGUGUAGAUAUGCUGAAGAAGCUUACCUUUCAAUGUACAAACAACUUAUUGACCUCCCAGAUCCCUUAUUCGCACUUGGAGAACUUCACUCCUUACAAAAACGAGCUGAGAAAGCUGUAGAAUUUGAGUUCGAAUCUCGAAAAUUCAAGGAAAGCUGUGACGAAUUAAAAAUAAAAGUUCAGGAGCUCAAAAAUUACGAACGCGAAAAUAAACGUUUGCAGAAACGUCUUGACGAGUUGACGGUUUCUUUGGAAACUCAAAUACAGCUGAACAGUUCGAAGAUAGUGGAUGAAUAUCAAAGGAAGUUGGAUUUCAAAGAGCAAGAGUUUGCCAUCUUUAAAGUUGAAGCAGAGGAGAAGCUGGGUAGCUUUGAAUCUAAAAAUAUAGCGAUUUCCAAAGCACUGGAAAUGGCACAAUCUGAAUUAUUUAGGCUUAAAACAGAAGCGAACGCUACCGAAACCGGCAGGUCUUCCGAACUUGAGUUACUUAUGGAUGAUCUUGAAAAAUCAAAUGCAAAACUUGCUUCUGCUGAAGCGGAGCUGGCCAAAUUACGUGAGGAUCAUGCGGACAUCCCAAAGUUACCCAUCGCAGACAUUAGUCGACUUCAAUGUCGCAUUGAAGAGCUUGAAUUUGAACUGUCCAGUUAUUCUCAACAAAAAUCGUCAUUACUCGAUCAGUUGGAAUCGCUCAAAUCUUUGAAGUCAGCCAACGAAAAGAAUCUAGAAAAUAGUAUUCAAGAGCUGCAAACAACAAUUUGUCAGAUCAAAGCUUCUCUGGAAGUGGCUAAUAUUAAACUUGACAAUCAAUCUGAUUACGAAGAAAUAAAACGCGAACUAUCUCUUUUACGCUCAAUUGAAUUUCCUGAAAAUGUUCAGCCAAAUGGAUCGGAUAAUUUUAUUCAAGACGAAACAUCUAAUCGUGCUCCAUUGGAAGUACUUCUUUUAAAAAAGAAUAAAUCAUUGGAGAAUCAGUUGGCCGAAGCAAACGCUUUACGUGAAAAAUUUCAAAUUGAACUUACUCAAGUCCAAUCAAAUGAAGUUGAAGCCAAUCAACGAAUUAAAGAGCAAACAGAAUUAAUAAAAUUGUUAGAAUCUGAUCUUUAUCGUUUGCAGACAAAUUUGGAUGAAUCAUUAAAGUUAAAUGAUUCAAGGAACCGAUUGGAAGGUCACCAUCUUGCAGAAGUUAUCGGUGACCAAAAACCAAGUCAAUACAAUCAAUCAUUAUUGAACAUCGUACAAAAUCAACGUGAUCGAUUUCGAACACGAGCUGAAGAAUUAGAACAGAAUGAAAUAAAUUUACGCCAACAGUUGGUAUCACUUCAACGUGAAGUUGAAUCAGUACGAGCUGAUAACGUUAAAUUGUACGAGAAAAUACGUUUCUUACACUCAUAUGGUAGUCCUGUAAUACAAAAUCGACAAAAUAAUUUAUCUAAUCAGUAUUCUUCAUCAUCGGUGACAACAUCAUCGUCACCAUCACCUUGUCAAAAUCAUGAGUCAAAUGAUGCAACUAUUAUUAAAUAUUCACAUGUUUAUGAAGCUCAGUUAAAUCCUUUCAAUCAAUUUAGUCGAUAUGAGAAACAACGAGUGUAUAAAAAGUUACAACCAUAUGAAAAACUGAUGUUACAUUUGGGACGUUUUGUUAGUUCUGAUCGUAGACUUCGCUUGGGUGUAUUUUUGUAUGCAAUAUUUUUACAUUUAUUCAUAUUUAUUGCAUUGUAUAAAGCAGCUCAUUUCCAGCAUAGUGCUUUAGAAACUGAAGCUAAUUGUCAUUCUCGCUUUGAAAAACAUAUGCAAGAAGUCCAUAAUCAAGGUGGUGGGAAUCAUUAACACACAACAUACUUCAAUUAUUACUUUAUUUUCUUUUUUAUUACCUUCAAGUGUAACCCUAUUCUGUGAAUAUAAAGUCAACAUAAACAAUGUGAUUAUAUUUAUUAUAUGAUACUGAGUUCCUGUUGUAUGUGUAUGUUUUUUUUAAAAAUGAAAAAUGUCCACUUGUUUUGUGUGUGCGUGUGUAUAUUGGAGGGGAUUAGGGGGGGGCUAUACAAAGAAAAUUUAAUUUUAGAAAAUUUAUUUUGCAUUAGAAUUGUACUUUAUUUGAUAGAAAUUUUUUUGUUAAAAAUAAAACUGACUUACACUUGAA
Messenger RNA from Schistosoma margrebowiei, 2417 nucleotides. The record is from the annotation of a GenBank genome assembly. Lineage: Eukaryota; Metazoa; Platyhelminthes; Trematoda; Strigeidida; Schistosomatidae.